AUGUCCGUGCCCGGUCGCAGGAAGUCCCAACGCGUCAUGAUGAACGGAAAAGCCAAGGAAAACAAGGUCAUAAGCGACCUCUCACCAUGGAUCCUUCUUCCCAUCUUUCGUUAUCUCUCGACGGGCUACAUUGAUCCAAUCCCUGUCAAAGACUGGUUGCCGUCUUCUUCCCUUACAACUCUGUCGCAAGGGAGGUACGAGAAACACUUCCUCUCCGCUGCCCUCGUGAAUCGGCACUGGAGCACCGUCGCUCGUACCAUCAUAUACGCCUCGGUCGAUCUUGAAGACGAAGACGAGACGGAAGUAUUUGCUGAAACGAUGGAAGACUUCCCUGAGCUCGCGGCGCUCGUGCGUCGCCUCAACCUGGGGACGCAGUGCCAUACGAAAGAAGAGACCUCGUGCCACAUCCAGCUUCUCCGCCUGUGUCCCAAUCUUCAACAUUUACGGAUACAGGGAUAUAACGGGUUCUUGCUGAAAGAAUACGUGGAGGCACUGAGGGCAUGCACGAACCUCACGUCUCUGUACAUUACGCGAUACGGGCUCCGCGACUGGCAGGGAGACUCCUUCUGCAAAAUAGGAACGAUGGUCGAGAUGAUGCAGGGGUGGUUUAAACUGGAACAAGUUUUCUUCCACGACGCUAUAAUCUCCUGGUGUGCGGACUUCGACCAAACCCAGCCCACUCCCAUCCCGAGACUCCAGCGCAUGCAUAUGGGCUGCAGCCUCGAUACGGCGCACAUCGAGGCGCUCAGCCGGCUCGCGCCAAAUCUCGUCGUCUUCUCGCUCAGUGAUAGCGGCUUUCACUCCGGGGGUUCACUGGCCGCAGCCCUGAGGGUGUGGAAGAGCACGCUAAUCGAGCUCGACCUCCGCUGCGAGGCAGGCAGUCCAAGCUCAGAGCAUUGGGAUGCCGUUGCCGAACGCCUGCCAGAACUCUCCCGACUCAAUAUCCUACGGGUCGCCAAGGGUCUUCCACCCGAGCACUACAAGUCUGCGUUCCCGCCCUCACUCCGAGAGGUUUACGUCAGCCUCCCCUCGGCUGCCGACCUACAGUCUAUUGUCGAUAUCCUUUCGUCGGAACACCGUCUGCCUUCGCUCCGUUUGUUGAGGACAUACAAACCCUACAGUGAAGACUACGACGAGACCGUGAGGGUGGAGAUAUGUGCGAAGCGUGGCUGCCUGCUCAAAUGGGGCCCUAUGAUGUAUUGA
Molecule: messenger RNA, 1203 nt
Organism: Gloeophyllum trabeum ATCC 11539
Lineage: Eukaryota; Fungi; Basidiomycota; Agaricomycetes; Gloeophyllales; Gloeophyllaceae
Exons: 1
Coding region: 1-1203 (400 amino acids)
Biological process (GO): SCF-dependent proteasomal ubiquitin-dependent protein catabolic process
Cellular component (GO): SCF ubiquitin ligase complex
Source: RefSeq, a predicted model, not a curated record